Messenger RNA from Scylla paramamosain (green mud crab), 5581 nucleotides. RefSeq lists its product as uncharacterized. The coding region runs from base 46 to 4893 and encodes 1615 amino acids. NCBI's taxonomy places the organism in Eukaryota, Metazoa, Arthropoda, Malacostraca, Decapoda, Portunidae. The transcript is spliced from 2 exons. The record is from RefSeq and is a predicted model, not a curated record. Gene Ontology annotation, molecular function: nucleic acid binding; aspartic-type endopeptidase activity; zinc ion binding. Gene Ontology annotation, biological process: proteolysis; DNA integration.
GUGAAUAUUUGGAGGAAUAUUUUGUGGAGUGUGGUGGUUGUAAUCAUGGCCGCUAGACGUGUUGAGAUGUUCCUUCUGUCGAGAAGUGUGCAUGAUCUGUACACACUAACCAAGGAGGAAUUAUGUUCAGUGGCUGAGAGGUUUCAAGUGGAGUUGAAAUCCAAGAAAAAGGAGGAAAUGCAGGCGGAGUUGAAAAAUGCUCUUGUGGAGAGGAGCUGGUUUGAAAAUGAUGGUGGUGAAAGUGAGGAUAAUGGUGAGGAGAGUGUAGGGGAAGGUGCUGGGGUCAGUGAGAUAAACCUGGGUGCUUUUGGUGGAACAGAUGGCCUUUCUAGUAGUGAAAAAUUUGAGUUAAUGAAACUUCAAAUACAGAUGCAGAAGGAACAGAAACAGCAAGAGAUGGAGUUAAAGAGGGAACAGAAGCAGCAAGAGAUAGAGUUAAAGAGGGAGCAAAUACAGAUGCAAAAGGAGAUUGAGAUAGAAAAAAUUAGAGCAGAAAGUAAAAAUAAAGUGAACGGGACCAGGGCAGGAAAUGGUGCUCAAGGCAACGGGGAUUUAGAGAGAAGGGCCAUCAGUAUGCCUAACUUUGUGGAAGGGGAGGAAGAAAACUUCUUUUUUCAAUUUGAAAAGGCUGCAAAGAUGAUGGGAUGGGAUGAAAAUGAUUGGGCAAUAAUAGUCCAGUCUAAAUUUGAGGGAAGGGCCCGAGCGGUAUAUGUGAAUUUGAGUGAGCAAGAGGCGCGUGAUUAUGAAGUGGUAAAGGAAGCGGUGUUGGGAUCAACCCUUCUAUGUCCGGAUGUGUACCGGGAAAGGUUCCGCAGGACGACAAAACGCCCAGGUGAUACUUAUCUCGGGAUGGCUCGAGAGGUUAUCCUUAAACUGGACCGGUGGCUGAAGGCCGAGGAAGCCACUACGCUUGAAGAGGUAAAAGGAGUUAUACAGAUGGAACAAUUUAUGAGCCAAAUGCCCCUCAGUGUAAGAUGUGAGCUCGCAUCACACGACGUGAAAGACGUGAUGGAAGCCGGACGCAGAGCUGACAAGUACUGUGCGGUCCGUGGGAUGAACGGAGAUGAACACCAUGAAGGGAGAAAGCCAUUCUCCAGCAGAAAUGAUGGUCAUCAGAGAUAUAAGAAUGACAGUCAGAUGAGCUCGACAUCAGUCCACAGAUCAAACCAGCCCCGCCCUAACAACUAUAGUUUUCCCCACACUUACACCAUGCCCCCGCCAGCCGACCACAACAUGAGGUCUGCGCCCUAUGGGAGUAGGCCCAGGAGCACUACCUAUUACCAGAAGGGUAGUGGGGAUGAAGGUGCAGUUAAGUGCCUUGGAUGUGGAAGUAGCGGGCAUAGGAAGUUCCAGUGUCCGAAGGGACGGCCGAAGCCAGUGGGAGCAGUUGCCGCCCAAAGAGACCUGAUAAAGUAUGUGGAGAAUAUGAAUGCAGAGAUACAAGAGGAGCCGCCGAAAGAUGAGGGCUUUGAGCACUUCACCAGUAAGGGCACAGUGAAAGUGGAGGGAAGCCCAGAGAAGGUGAUCAGAAUCCUUCGGGAUACGGGAGCUAACCAGAGCCUGAUCUUAAGUAGUGUACUCCCAUGGAAUGAGGAGACCAGCACUGGCAGAGAGGUCUCAUGCAAGGGUGCAGGGGGCCAGUUCAGUAUUCCCCUGCACAAAGUUUGGCUGGACUGUGGAUACGUCACUGGAGAGGUGACGGUGGGAGUGAAGGAGGCACUGCCCGUAGAUGGAGUGGAUAUGCUGGUUGGGAACGACCUGGCUGGAGGUCGAGUUAUCCCUAAACUUCAGAUGGUAGACAACCCUCUGAUAGGGAUGACGGAAACCACCACUCCAGCAGCAGUCCCUCACUCAACAGAUGGGGAGGCAGAGGUGCCUGAAUUGUUCCCAGUCUGCGCAGUGACCCGAGCGAUGGCCCGGAAGGAACGCAUGGACACCGAGGGAGCAACGCAGGAGGACGAAGGCCUGGGCGUUCUGUUUGAGGAACCUGAUGAAAAAGGAACUAACCCGGAGUGCGCGAGUGGUGGACCGGUUGUAGGUCAGGUGGGGCCCAACCUUGAUUUUCUGGUAGAAAAGAACGAGUUGAUAAAAGUUCAGGAGAGUGAUGAAAGCUUGAAGUCUGCUUGGAAUGAGGCUAACAGGCUGGGUGAGCUUGACAAUGAGUACGUGGGCUACUACGUGAAUAACGGGGUAUUAAUGAGAAGUUGGAGGCCCCUGACAGCCCCAACCUCCGAUCACUGGAUGGUGAAAAGGCAGAUUGUGGUGCCAUGGGUGUAUAGGAAGAAAAUUUUGGAGAUGGCACACGAAGGUAAUCUGGCAGGACACCUGGGGGUCAGAAAAACCCUAGGAAAGAUCCUGUGUCAUUUUUACUGGCCCGGAGUGAGAGGUGAUGUGAAAGAGUUUUGUAAAACUUGUGGUUUGUGUCAGAAGGUGGGCAAGCCGAACCAGGUGAUUCGCCCUGCCCCCCUUCACCCUAUACCUGUGGUCGAGGAACCAUUCAGUAAGGUGGUGAUAGACUGUGUAGGUCCUUUACCAAGGACCCGGAGGGGGAACCAGUACUUGCUGACUAUUAUGUGUAUGUCAUCCAGGUUUCCUGAGGCCAUUCCCCUCAGGAGUAUAAACUCUAAAAACAUUGUGAGGGAACUGGUGAAAUUUUUCUCCUGGGUGGGAAUUCCUAAGGUGUUGCAGUCAGACCAGGGAAGUAAUUUCACUUCUCGUGCGUUCAAGGAAAUCCUAAGGGGUCUAAAGAUUGAACAGAGACUGUCGAGUGCUUAUCACCCUCAGUCUCAGGGUUGUGUAGAAAGAUUUCACCAAACUCUCAAAAACACUCUCAGGAUGUAUUGUGAGGAGAUGAGUGUUCAGUGGGAUGAGGCAUUGCCACUAGCCUUAUUCGCGUUAAGGGACAGUGUGCAGGAGUCAACUGGUUUCAGCCCAUUUGAGUUAGUGUAUGGCCAUGAGGUGAACGGUCCUUUAAGGAUGGUGAAAGAAAAAUGGUUAGGAGUAGAGGAGCCUCAUACUGUGGUGAAAUAUGUAUCUGAUUUCAAGGACAGAUUGAUGAGAGCUAGGGAAAUUGCUCGGGAAAAUCUGAAAAAUAGUCAGAGUGAAAUGAAAGGCUGGUAUGACAAGAAGGCGAGGGCCAGAUCUUUCCAGCCUGGGGACAAGGUCUUGGUUCUUUUCCCAUUGCAGGGUGAUCCUUUCAAAGCCAGGUUCAGCGGGCCUUGGGAGAUUGAGAGAAAAAUGAGUGAUGUAAAUUACAUUGUAAAAACUCCAGGGAGGAAGAAAAAGAACCAGUUGUGUCAUGUGAACAUGCUGAAGCCAUUUCACGAAAGGGACAGAGAAAAUGGAGAUGAUGUAGUAGGAGGAGUAAGAGCUGUGAGUGUUGUAAAUGUAACCACUGAGGCGGAGGAGAAGUGGUCUGAAGUGAAAUUGAGCAGGUGUGAAGGGAUGGUGCUAGAGAACUCAGCUGUGUUAGGGAAUUUAAAUGAUAAACUGUGGCACAUGGAGCUGGAGAAGAGGGAGAGGAUUAGGGAGAUAAUUGAAAGGUUCAGUUCUUUGUUCCCUGAUGCACCUAGAAAAACUAAUGUGGUGGUGCACGAUGUGGAUGUUGGGGAGGCUGAACCCAUCAAACAGCAUCCCUACAGAGUUAACCCGCAGAAAAGAGAGAUCAUGAGAAAAGAAGUAGAGUAUAUGCUGGAACACGACUUGAUUGAGCCCAGUGAGAGCCCAUGGAGCUCGCCAUGUGUACUGGUGCCCAAGCCUGGUCAAGAGAGUUUCCGUUUCUGUACGGACUAUAGGAAGGUUAACAUGGUGACAAAACCUGAUGCUUACCCUAUCCCUAGAGUUGAUGACUGUAUAGAUCAUGUGGGAAGUGCCAACUUCAUAACAAAAAUUGACUUGUUAAAGGGAUAUUGGCAAGUAGGACUCACUGAGAGGGCAAAAGCCAUAUCAGCUUUUGUCACCAUGGAUGGAUUAUACCAGUACAAAGUUCUUCCGUUUGGGAUGAAGAACAGUGGGAGUUCUUUUCAGAGGUUAAUGAACAGAGUACUGAAGGGCUUGAAGGGAUGUUCUGUGUACAUAGAUGACAUAUUGUUGUACACUGAGAGUUGGGAAGAACAUGUGCAGCUGCUGGAGGAAGUAUUCAGGAGGCUGGAUGAUGCCAACCUUACUGUCAACUUAGCAAAAAGUAAUUUCGUGCAAGCUGACGUGGAGUACUUAGGCUUCAAGGUUGGGAAAGGUGAAGUGAGAACCGUGGAAGCCAAGGUGAAGGACAUUGUAAAUCUCCCUCCACCCACCAAUAGGAAGGAGAUACUGAGAUUCUUAGGGGCCAGUGGAUAUUACAGGCGAUUUUGUAAGAAUUUCUCUGAUGUUGCCAUGCCCCUGACCAAGUUGCUGAAUAAGAAGUCAAAAUUUUGUUGGGAUAAGCUUUGUGAGGAAGCUUUUGUGGAGAUUAAGAAAAUGUUAGUCAGUGCCCCGGUGCUGCGCAUGCCUGAUUAUGAAAAACCAUUUGUAUUGUACGUGGAUGCCAGUCAGAAUGGUGUGGGUGGUGUGUUAAUGCAAGAACAUGAGGGAAUGGAGCACCCCAUAGGCUAUUAUUCUAAGAAGUUGUUACCAUAUCAAAGGGCUUACAGCACUAUUGAGAAAGAGGCUUUGGGCUUAGUGCUGAGUUUGAGUCAUUUUGAAGUGUACGUCAAAGGGACGGGACAGCCUGUGCAGGUCUUCACCGACCACAAUCCACUCAUAUUCUUGCAUAAAAUGAAAAACUCCAAUCAGAGGCUGAUGAGGUGGUGCCUGGUCUUACAGGACUAUAACUUAGAGAUUCACCAUGUGAAAGGCAGUGAGAAUAUUAUUGCCGAUGCCUUGUCCCGCGCACCGCCUAGUCGUGAGGCAUCCUAAUCAGGUGCCUCACGCCUCUUUUGGGAAGGGGAUGUCAUGUUAUUGGCCGAGUUUACCUUGAAUGGGAUCACGUUUUCUUAGUGUCCCCGUGUUCCGGUUACCUGCCAUUCAGACAUUAUCCUUAUUAUUGUUAUAAGUAGUGUAAAGCUUAUUUACCCAUUUUAUAUCAUGUAGUAUUAUUCUCUUCAUAAUUUAAGUUCUCUAUAUCUUUAUAUGUAUAAGGAAGGGAGUAUAAUUGGGGUGAAAUACGUUGAAAACGAGGGGAGCUUGAGUGGGCAACAACACAUUCCAAGGAGGGGAAAAAUCAGAGCGCCUUAGGUCGUGAGGAAAGGUGGAGGGAAGGCGUCUCUCAGGGAAGGAUUUUGGUGUGGAUUGGUGAUGGAGUGAGUUCGUGGAGGUGUUAGUGGUGUAGCGGUAUAACCUUGAUAUCCAGGAUCAGGUGAAACAGUGGUGGCGGUGGCGGUGUUGGAGCGACCUGGUACAAGAAGUGUCUGUGUCCUCGGUAUUAACUGAGUGGUGCAUGUAGCGCAAGGAUUGCAGGGGUGAAACCACAUACUAUAGAGAUUUACUUGUUGCAUAACGUAUGAUCUGUGUUGAGAAUAUUAGCACCACUAAGCCUGCACCGCUGGGGACAUGAAGGCGCUGCCACCAUGGGAGCACCACUCGCGCCUCUGCUGCUUCCUGACAG